UCUCUCUCUCUCUCUGGUGAUCGUGUGUCUCCGGGUCUGGUCCGGUGACUCCGCCCCGGCAGCUCCUCCAGCUGCCGCCUGUGUGCUGCGUGUUUGGGAUUGUUGUGAUGAGGAGGCCGCAGCCAUCUUGGAUCAGCGCCGCUUCGCACCGAGCAGCAGCAGUGGAGGGAGGACGACGUGAACGGCAAAGCUAGCGUUGGUUAGCUCCUCGAUCCGGCAAAACCCGCGACCUGUCUCCGCGACAAUGCUCCGCGAACGUCCCCUUCCUCCGCCAGCUGCAGCUUUGAACGCGUGAGAGAAAAUGGGAGAAAGCAGCGUGAGGCGUUCAACGUAAUAGUUCCGGAGGAGGAAGGUGGGAGGAGGCGACGACGGAGCAGAUCCUCGGUCUAUGUCUUCACAUUUCUGGAUAGAGGAGUUACUAUGAAUGGAGGAUAAAUGUUGCCGAAGGCUGACAGCAGCAGUUUCGUCCUCUUCUCUCUCCUCUUCGUCCUCACGCUAACGGACCCACUACGGACAGGUCCACGGCUAGCUCUGGCAAGAUUAUUGUCAGAGCAGCGCUGCAGCCCCGGGCAGUUUGCCUGCCGCAGUGGGAAGAUGCAGUGUAUCCCAAUGUCCUGGCAGUGCGACGGCUGGACAGCAUGCGAGGACAAGAGUGACGAGAUGGACUGUCCCCCUGUAAAGGAGGAGAGGUUUCGGUUUGGUAAUGGAUACGACCAGGUAGAAGACGUCAUUGGUGUGGCGCAGCCUGUGCGCUUCAACAAGAAAUGCCCCAGCGGGUGGCACCACUACGAGAAGACAGCCAGCUGUUACAAAGUGUACCUGCGGAACGAGAACUACUGGCAGGCCGUGGACACUUGUCAGAAAGUCAACGGCUCACUGGCCACGUUCGUGACCAACGAGGAGCUGCAGUUCAUCCUGAAGAUCGAGGUGGACUUUGACGAUAAAGUCUGUGAGCGCAAAGACCAGUGCAAGUUUUGGGUGGGCUACCAGUAUGUCAUCACCAAUCAGAACCACUCCCUGGAGGGCCGCUGGGAGGUAGCCUAUAAAGGAUCAAUGCAGGUAUUUCUGCCACCCGAGGGUCUCACCAGUGUCGGGGAGGCGUCUCCCACCCAGGAAAACGUCUUCUGUGCUCAGCUCCAGCGCUUUCAGAUCAAAAGCAUGAAUGAACGAGGCCUUCACAGUUGGCACGCUGAGAACUGCUACAAAAAGUUCCCCUUUCUCUGCAAGAGGAGACAAACGUGUGUGGAUAUAAAAGACAAUGUCGUAAACGAGGGCUACUACUUCACCCCUAAGGGGGACGACCCGUGUCUGAGCUGCACGUGUCAUGACGGCGAGCCUGAGAUGUGUGUGGCAGCGCUGUGCGAGCGGCCGCAGGGCUGCCAGCACUUCCGCAAGGAUCCUAAAGAGUGCUGCAAGUUCACCUGCCUGGACCCAGAAGGAAACAGUCUGUUUGACUCGAUGGCCAGUGGAAUGAGACUGAUCGUCAGCUGCAUCUCAUCCUUCCUCAUCCUCUCCCUGCUGCUCUUCAUGGUGCACAGACUCCGACAGCGACGACGCGAACGCAUCGAAACACUGAUUGGAGGAAAUUUGCACCACUUUAACCUUGGAAGACGAGUCCCUGGCUUUGAUUACGGCCCGGACGCCUUUGGCACCGGUCUCACUCCCCUGCAUCUGUCUGAUGAUGGAGAGGGAGGAGCUUUUCAUUUCCAAGAGCCUCCGCCUCCGUACGCAGCCUACAAAUACCCCGACAUCCAGCACCCCGAUGACCCCCCUCCUCCGUACGAGGCCUCCAUCAACCCGGACAGCCUCCUCUACGUGGACCUCGGACACAGCAGGGUUUCCAUGGUGCCGAGCCAGAUGAACGCCAUGGGAGACGGCCUGCAGGCAGAUAUUCCCAACACGUCUUGCCCCAUGCCAGGCUCAGCGCCGUCCACUCAGGAGAGGGAGGACUCCAUAGAUAGCAGCACUCUCCUGGUGGGGCCUGACACGCCGACAGAUGGCCACACUCCCGCUUCCAUGCCCGCAGACUGCACCUCCCUCAGCACCGUGGUAUAGGCCUGUGGACGGACGGCAUGGAGCUGCACCUGGACAUUACCUGCUGGUGGAGGAAGGUCAUGAGAACGUCCUGCACACAGGAGAGGACACAGCACGUUGUUGUGUCAUUUAUCUAAAAUGCUGACGGCAGAGAGGAGCGUUAUUGUUUGUACAGACGAAUCAGACGGUGGAGCAGCCUGCUCUCUUUAAGGUGACGGGAUCGAUGCCCUCAUUCUGAAAAUUGUGCAGUUGGACUUUUGAAAUUGUUUCUGUUUUUUUUCACCAGCAUCCGAGGCAGCAGAGAGGACUGUCUCUGUACAGAGAAGAGAAACACUACAAUCUGAGACAGCGACACUUUUACUUUUAGCGUCGACUGAGCGAAGCUUUUUGAAAACAUCUCAGAGUUGACCUGCCCGGUCGAGACGCCCUGAUGUAAAUACCCCCCUCAGGUCUGUGCCAGUCCGAUUUGUAAUACUUGUGUGUUUUAGUCCCGCACAAGACGGGGAAAAAAAGACAGCCGGACAGUGAAGCCAGCUUUUGUUCCUUGUGCUUUUCUCUUUGCAUCAUACUGUUAAACAUCUGCAAACUAAUGUUCCCAUCAGCCCCGUCUGCCGCAGCAUGUCCCAGAACAAGAUUUCUACUCGCUCGUCCAAACCUUCUGUCCACUCACUUUCUUAUUAGUCUGAUACAUGAAACCGUCUUCCAGGUUUAUAGCUCAUAUUUGCAUCAAGAGAUGUUUUCUAGUUCGGAGGUUUAACCUCCUUAAGAAGGUACGAUUAGUUCCCUCCUGUAAGGUUUUUCUGAGCUGACACGAGGCGUUCUGUAUCAGCGGAUGUUGUAGUACUGAUAAAUACUGAAUUUAUGUUUCUGUUCGACGAUAAUUUAUGACUGCAGCCUGUAAUAUUGAUUGAUUUAUUUUGGGACGGACGCAGCCUCACAUCCUAACUGUGUGGCGAGCUGUGUGCAGUUAAGGAAUGAUACGUCGUUAAAUUUGAGGAGAAAAGUUUAUUUAAAAUAACAUUUUCGAUCGUAAAGUUGUUAAAUUACGCAGUGUUGUUACUUCAUCAACUCUUCACAGAGUAGUUGGGAAAAGAUCCUUGUUUAGUGACGAAGUUCAUCCCUUGAUUAAAUUAUUAUUAUUUUUUUUAUUUGGAAAGUUGAUUUGUCAUUUGUCACAUUUGAAUGCUUCCUCUCCGCGUGUGUGUGUGCGCGUGUGUGUGUGUGUUUCUUCUCUCAGUACAUUUGUCAUCCAGCUUGUUUUUCAGCUACUGAUGGAGAUGACGUCACUGACUGUAGAUGUGAAUGGUUUCUGUUUUGGUGUUGACGGGUCUGUUGUUCUUGUUUCUCUGUGGGAUUGCAGUUAAAAAAAAAAGUGUAAUAAAGGAAAAGUGUAAACUGUAUAUUUUGAAGUUUGCCCCCCCGGUUAUGACGACAAUCGUUUGACUCACUCGAGGAUGAAUUUUAUCAGACGAGCCACAACCACCAGCAUCCAGCAAGCUUUUGUUAUGAAGUUUAUGAAAGCAGUUGUAAACGUGUCUGAAUGACUGUGCACAUCUGUUUCAUGUUCUUUCUAUCGCUAUUUUCCCAUUAUUCCAGCAUAUUGACAAUCCACAGUGGAUUAUCCAUCAAACAAAAUCUCAUGAAUUGUCGGAAACGUAACAUGCAUGUGUGUAUAGGAGGUGGUGCACCGGUCUGGGUUCCUUUAUUUUCUCAUCAAGCUUGUUUGGUUAAAAUGUUUUGACCUGCAGUGCAUGUUUUGAAUCCUCUGGCAUGCUGAGAGAUUUUGAUUUUUGUUUUAUUUUGAUUUUUAAAAAACUUUGAUGGAUAUAUUUUAAACAGUGUGUCCUGUACAGUCGGUUCAAACUUCCUGCAUAUAGUUUCAAAUUCUCCGUAUGCAUCCACAACCCGCCCAAGACCCGGACAGCAGCAUUUACACUGUAGAUUCUGUGCGAGACUAUGGUGGUGUGAGAACUAACUUUAUUGGAUUUUGAAAUGUUUUAUGUAAAAUAUGACAAACACUUUGUUUUACUGUCUUUUAUUUCUUUAGCCUUUUAAAUUUUACAAAAUGCUUCAUUUGCAGACGGGAAGGAGGGGCUUGUGUUUUCUUUUUCUGAGGUAGAUGUACAUCUAAUCAAAUGCCAAAUAAAUUGCACCAUGAAGGA
Molecule: messenger RNA, 4196 nt
Organism: Paralichthys olivaceus (Japanese flounder)
Lineage: Eukaryota; Metazoa; Chordata; Actinopteri; Pleuronectiformes; Paralichthyidae
Gene: dgcr2
Product: DiGeorge syndrome critical region gene 2
Cellular component (GO): membrane
Molecular function (GO): protein binding
Source: RefSeq, a predicted model, not a curated record